UGCUGUGUGGAACACAUCUGCGGGAUCAGUUUGGUGUUGUUAUUUAGUUUGACGUGGAAAUAUGUGUAUUCAGACAUGAAGCAAACAAGUUUAUUUAACACGAGGGCAUUUAGCCUGUUCCGUGCGUUUGUUAUACCUGUCAUUUUGAUUUUGUAUUGUUAUGCUGUCGAUGCACAAAAAGUGGACACAAAUUUAAAACAUCAAUGUGAGACCAUAAACUGUUUAUUUGGUGAAGUACCUUUCGUUCAGUCUGUGGCAACAGAGACUAGUGUGGUGCGGAAAAGGGAAACUGGUGAUGAGAAGGACGGUAAUGUGAAGCCGGCAGUGUCUGAGGCAAAAACAGAGAAUCACAAAAAUUCUGUUUCAGGAGAUACGCUACUUAAAAGCUCAAAUGGCACUAAAACCUCGAACGCUACUUCGACAGAGGGACCACCAAAUGCAAAUGUCAGUAUGCCGCCGAUGCCACCCAUGCAAGCACCAACGAAUGCAACUAAUGUGACGGUUAGUUCCACAGAGUCGCCUGGUGAACCUGUUCUCCCCGACAAAGGUUCUGCAGAGGAAGAACACAACAGCUCAAUGUCAAUAUUUUUUGUGCUUUGCGUGCUAGCCUUAGGUAUUUUAUUGAUUCAUUUUAUGUUGCAAUUCAACUUCCAGUACUUACCAGAAAGUGUCGCUAUUGUAUUUCUUGGGGCAUUGAUAGGCCUUAUAAUCAAUCUGAUGUCAAAUCAAAACAUUGCAAACUGGAGAAAAGAAGAAGCAUUUUCACCAACUGCUUUCUUUUUAGUUUUACUUCCUCCAAUUAUAUUUGAAUCAGGAUACAAUUUGCACAAAGGAAAUUUCUUUCAAAACAUAGGUUCCAUUCUUGUUUUUGCAAUAUUUGGUACUACUAUAUCUGCACUUGUUAUUGGUGCAGGAGUCUAUUUGCUCGGACUAGCAGAAGUGGCAUACCGUCUGAGCUUCGUUGAAAGCUUUGCAUUUGGAUCUUUAAUAUCAGCUGUUGAUCCUGUGGCAACUGUAGCAAUUUUCCAUGCACUGGAUGUGGAUCCUGUUCUUAACAUGUUGGUUUUUGGUGAAAGCAUUCUGAAUGAUGCUGUUGCCAUUGUGUUAACAACAUCAAUUUUGGAAUCAAACAAUCCAGCAAUGACAUCAUCAGAAGCUGUCCUAACAGGAAUCAACAGAUUUUGUUUGAUGUUCUUUGCAUCUGCAGGAAUAGGUGUUGUGUUUGCACUUGUGAGUGCUCUACUCUUGAAGCAUAUAGAUUUACGGAAGAACCCAUCUCUUGAGUUUGGAAUGAUGUUGGUUUUUACUUAUGCACCAUAUGCUCUUGCUGAAGGAAUUCACUUGUCAGGUAUAAUGGCAAUACUGUUCUGUGGGAUUGUUAUGUCACAUUACACCCACUACAAUUUGUCCACUGUGACUCAGAUAACAAUGCAGCAGACCAUGCGCACAUUGGCUUUCAUUGCAGAAACAUGUGUAUUUGCUUACCUGGGUCUUGCGUUAUUCAGCUUCAGACACCGUGUUGAGCCUGCACUUGUCGUUUGGAGCAUAGUGCUUUGCCUUGUUGGACGAGCUUGUAAUAUUUUUCCCCUGGCUGUAUUGUGCAAUCGUUUCCGUGAACAUCAGAUCACGAAGAAGAUGAUGUUCAUUAUGUGGUUCAGUGGUCUACGUGGUGCAAUUGCAUAUGCACUUUCAUUACAUUUGCAGUUCAGUGAUGAGACUAGACAUGUUAUUGUGACAACUACUCUCAUUAUAGUGCUCUUUACAACACUUGUCUUUGGAGGAUCAACUAUGCCUCUAAUGAAGUUACUACUUGCCAGUAAGAAGGGUCGAAGCCGUCGUCGACGCCGUGAAAAAGAAAUUACUUUGAGCAAAACAAGAGAAUGGGGGCAAACAAUUGAUUCAGAACAUUUAUCUGAAUACACAGAAGAAGAGAUGGAAGUCAGCUUCAUUCAGUCUAGGAUAAAAGGGUUUGCAAAAUGUGACAUAAAAUAUUUUAUUCCAUUUUUCACUCGCAGAUUCACUCAACAGGAGCUGAAGGACUGCAAAAGUCAAAUGACAGAUUUAACAAAUCAGUGGUAUCAAGCAAUUCGUAUAUCGCCCACAGAAACAGAUGAUGAAUCUACUACGGCAUCACGGCAGUAAAAUUUCCUGUAUAAUGCCAUCAUAAUUGUAUUUCUUGUGUAUAUAAAACAGAAAUUCCAGUACAGGAGCAGAUUUUUAUUUAGCAGAAACUGAUAGGCAUUGAACAGUGUGGCAAUGAGAGAGUAAAGUUAUCACUGUUUUCCCGAGUUCUAUGAAUUACUUUCUUUGUUUUUCAUGUUGUCAGAGUAGAACUUGGUCUCACCUGAACACAGUUUUCUGAAGCUGAAUAGACUUUUCAGUACUCUUUUAUUGUAAGUUCUUUUUUGUGAUUUUUGAUAGUUACCAGAAAGUGAAUGUUUUUUGUGUUGUUCAGUGUUUUAUUUAUAUAUGUGUGACUGAAAUACUUAAGGUAAAAUUUCUGUCUAUGGUGUUAUAUAUGAACAAGUAUUAGUGCCACAUGACCAUGGAUUCUGCAUCUUGUUUUAUAAUACAUCACUAAUUGGAGAAAGUGAUACCAUUGAUUUGGUUCAGGUCAUACAAGGAAAUUCCUUUUCUGGAUGUGUAACAAAUCUGCUCCCACUUGUUUUCGAAAAUCUCAUUAUUUAUUUUCUUUUGUGUGACAAGAUUUACAAAUCUGUGUGGAUGAAAAUUACUAUGAAUCUUCCUAGAAAAUAAACUGAAGUAAACGACAUUGUUAAAGCUCAAACAAUAGUGCUAAAAUGUGGGAACCAUUCAGUGUACAGUAUCUUCAUCUUCUUACUUUCCACAUUUUUUGCUAAACAGAUGUCUCACAAUCUGAGUCAUCUCUUUGACACUUGAGAGUAAACUCCAAAAAAAACUGAAGAGCAUUACUGACCACAAAUAAAUUUUCUCCAGUUCUUAGUAAACAUCUCUUUGAAAAUUCAGUCUAAACCACUGUCUUUCCAGUAAAUUAAUUUCUGUAACUAAACCAACCAAACAAAAUAUCCCUUUUGUUUAACCAGCCACAUACAACUUUCAUUGAUUGUGGGCUCACUUGUAAUUGUGUUCCCAAUGGAUCAUUACAUGAAGUCAAAAAAUCAAACAAUGGAAAGUCAGGACAGGAAAAUAAGUAUGUGGAAAGGAUAGAUUGCUAGUCACCACAUAGAGGAGGUAUUGAGUCAGACAGGCACAAUAGAAUAGAAUGCUAGAAAUAUUCUAGCAUCUUUUUUCACUUGCCUGUCUGACUCAGUGCUACCUCUAUGUGAUGAGUAGGAAUCUAUCCUUUCCACAUUGCUAUUACUAUCUAAAAAGCAUAGUUGUAUUUACAUUUUUGAAAGACAGAUAGCUCAAUCUUCAGAAAUGUUACUGUGCCACAAAGAGUGCUUCAGAUAUUUUUUUUUCAAAUACUUCAGCAGAACAACAAGCCUAGAUUGAAACUACUAUGCAAACACUGAAAUUAAGAUGGUGCACAGGCAUAAUAUUUACAGCAAAAAUUCUGUGAUUGACGUGUUUACAUCAGACAUGUUAAAUUUCUUACAAUAAGUGUCACUUAGGUAUAAAACAUGAUUGCAGUAUUUAUGAACAUGUGUUUUUAUAAGAACCUUAUGCAGUACUUAAAAGAAUAUUUAUGUUUAUCUAGGUCUAGUAGUUUUAAGAAAAGCAGAGAGACAUGUUGGAAUUUACCAAUAUUUGCUACAACAAAAGUGUGAUAUGAAAGAUCUGUACAAUCUUCUUGCUUCUGUAGAGUCUAGCUAUUUUCAUAUGUGAAGUGUGCAGUCAUUUUUAGUACUGUAAAUGUAUUGAGUUUUGUAAUUGCUUUGUAGGAAGUGGGCAAGGAAGCACACCUUUAAUAGAUUACUGCAGGUAUUUUAUUAAUUAUAGUGCCUAUAAUUCAGUCUGUGAUGUCUUGUGCGCACAUAUUAAUAUGAGAAGCUAAAUGUGAAUUGAGGGACCAUGAUUUCAACUUUAUUACCCUUUCUUAAAAUAAGUAAAUGGAUUAUCAAACUGUUAUAUGUAACUAUAUGCAAAUGUUGUUGUUUCUAUGUCAACAUAUUGGCCAAAGUAUAAGUAAAUGUUAUCAAAACAAAAUUCGCUGUCAAGUCUAAUAUCAUGAAAUUAAACUAUAUACUAUUGUAUCUCAGGCUGCUGCUUAGUGUCAUUUGCUAGGCGACUAAAUUAUAUCUGUGUGAACAUACACAAAUUUAUUUGAUGAUAAAGUAAAUAAUUAAUUAAAAAUACAUAGAAGAUAUAGAAAAUAAGUAGACAAAAUAUUAUCCCUUCACUUUUCCAUUACCACUCAGUAUUUCAGUCUAAAGCAAAAGACUUCAGGCUUGUGGUGUGUAACCCCCUCGGUGGAUAUAUUCAUUCUCUCUCUCUCUCUCUCUCUCUCUCUCUCUCUCUCUCUCACACACACACACACACACACACACACACACACACACACACACACACACACACACACACACACACACACACUCUCUUUCUCUUUUGUUCCCUGGAAUCCAGUAUGAUGAUCUGGACUUCCACUGCUAAUGUAAUGUUAUGUUUUGUCAUUUAUCCAGAACAAUUUUCUUCCUACCAGUAGAAGUAGCCAUAGUGCAAACAGUAAUCUGAAACAUUCAUGAACUUUUGAAAUCAAGAGUUUUUCUUUCUGUAGAUGUAUGUAAAUAGAGCAACAGGGAAAUGUACAUAAAAUAGCAAAAGGUAAUGGGAGAAAGGAUAAGUCACCCUGGCAACAAGAAGAGUUAGCAGGUAGUAAGAUGAUUUGUUGCCUCUUUUUGUAGCUCCAUAUUUACAGUUUUUUUAACUCAAACUUAUCAUAAAUAGUUGAAGGAAUUUAUUAGGUAAAUAGUACAUAUGGUUCAUAUUAGAAACCCACCUCAAUUUACAACUGAAUAAGUUUUGGGAAAUGACAAAGAAGUAAUCAAAUUGUUUCCCAGAAUAGCAGUCACCAAAAAUUUUCUCAAAUGGUGUAAUUAACUGAACUUCAUAGGGUAAGACCAAAGUAGCAGACUGUUUGUCACACUGCAAUAAAUAAUUUCUUUGUAUCCGAUUUUCAGUACUUACUUAUUUUGUCAGUGCUGUUACUCCUAUUCAACCACUAUCACUUCCUCCUCAAGAACAUGAGCAUUCAGCUUGUGUGAUGUGGAGCAAUAGUUGCACAGUUCACCCAAGACAGGAUAAUGAACCUCACCAUGCCUUUCCUCAUUAUUUCUGUUACUAUUCAAAAUGAGUUGGGCCCUAGAGAUCAUUCAUUCCUGAGAUUAAUUGUAUCAAAGGAAAAUUCAAUCGAAACCUUCAACAUUUGAAAUGUAUAGUACUGCAUAUUGAUACAUAUGAAAGUGAUAAACUUUCUAGCUUUUGAAACUAAUAGUUCCUUUCUUGUGUAGAAGAGUUGGAUAGGUCAGGAAUUUUUGUAUGGGGGGGGGGGGGGUCGCUACCACAAAAUAUAAAGAAUCAUUUAGUCACAAUAUGAAUUCAAAAUAUACUGUCAUCUGAUCAGUGAAUAACUGUUUUGUAGAAGGUUUAAAAAUUUCUGCAGUAUCAACACUCAUUACCUAGUAUUAAACAGUGUCUAUAUGCUGUUAUAAAGUAUAUCUAAAAACAAAGAUGAUGCAACUUACCAAACGAAAGCGCUGGCAUGUUGAUAGGCACACAAACAUACACACAAAAUUCAAGCUUU
This is a messenger RNA of Schistocerca americana (American grasshopper), 5725 nucleotides long. It is a transcript of the gene Nhe1, whose product is annotated as sodium/hydrogen exchanger 8. The record is from RefSeq and is a predicted model, not a curated record. Gene Ontology annotation, cellular component: membrane; Golgi apparatus. Gene Ontology annotation, biological process: proton transmembrane transport; sodium ion transport; regulation of pH. Gene Ontology annotation, molecular function: sodium:proton antiporter activity. The transcript is spliced from 6 exons. The coding region runs from base 76 to 2142 and encodes 688 amino acids. Lineage: Eukaryota; Metazoa; Arthropoda; Insecta; Orthoptera; Acrididae.